Messenger RNA from Cylindrotheca closterium, 1722 nucleotides. The record is from the annotation of a GenBank genome assembly. NCBI's taxonomy places the organism in Eukaryota, Bacillariophyta, Bacillariophyceae, Bacillariales, Bacillariaceae.
AUGAGAUCUCUACUCGCCUUAUCCACCGUCCUAAUUCUCUCCAGCCGUGCCUAUGCCUUUGAAGCCGCGUCUCCAAACAAUAGACGUGACUUUUUGGCUUCAUUGUCUACAGCAGCUGUAAGCCUUGCACUCUCUCCAAACACAGCCUCUGCAGUUGAAGUUGGCGGAAAGUUGAAAUAUGGAGAUGAAUCGAUCAUGACUCAAAAGGGACAUGGGACUUCUGCAAAUCCUGUCCAAAGCAACCUAUUGUACGGUGUCUCUGAGAAAUUGGCGGACAAGAUUUGCAGCUACAAUCGUCAGUUCGCUGAAUUUGCUGGUUACUUCCGAUCUACCAAUUUUGAAGAUGUCGUCUUGGCAUCGAAGGGACCAGUUACAUUCUACGACUCUGUGACUGGAAAGCCUCUGUUUAUGGCUCCAAUCAAUCGCUCAGCAGAAGACUUUAUUCAAGAAUCGGAGGUCCAUGGCUGGCCAAGCUUCCGAGACGACGAGGUCGUUUGGGAAAAUGUUAGAAUCUUAAAGAACUCCGGAGAGACUGUAUCUGCUGAUGGAACUCAUCUGGGCCACAAUCUUCCUGAUAGAAAGGGAAACCGCUACUGCAUCAACCUCUUCGAUCCUAAUUCACUGAAAGAAAAAAUGUUGUCAAACUUUGGUCGUAGCAGACUGUCAUCUUCUGUCAAUGUCAUCCGUCGUGCCUUCUCGGCCAUUCCCGAGACCAUGAAGGCCGCCGUUGUCCGUGAGGUUGGAGAUGCAGAUGCUUUGAAGGUCGAGACUGAUUUCCCCACACCCAAGAUGGGUCCCGGUCAAGUAAUUGUCAAGAACGAGUUUGCCGGAAUCAACUUUAUCGAUACCUACCACAGAAAGGGACUAUACCCCCGUGAUCUUCCGUUCAUUGGAGGACAAGAGGGGGGAGGUACCGUUGCUGCCGUUUCCGACGAAGCCGCAGCCGAGGGUAUUAAGAUUGGAGACCGCGUCGCAUACUCUGUCUUCGGGUCCUAUGCGGAAUUCACUGCGGUCCCAGCUGCCAAACUUCUUCCUGUUCCAGACGCUGUUGGACUCGAUGUCGCAACUUCGUGUGUUGUCCAAGGAAUGACGGCACAUUACCUUACCUCGUCAGCUCACGCCGACCUCAUCAAGGAAGGCGAAUGGUGCCUAAUUCACGGAGUUGGUGGAGGAACCUGCCAAUGGGCAGCUCAGAUGGCGAAACUUCGCGGUUUCAAGGUCAUUGGUACCGUUUCCAAGGGAAAGGCUUCCAUCGCUGAGGGAUUGGGCUGUGAUGAACUCAUUGUUCUGGACGAGGUUCCAGGAAUGAGUUUCGAGGAUUACGAAUCCUUUGAUAUUGUGGAACGAGUCAAGGAAGUCACUGGUGGAGAGGGUGUCAAGUGCGUCAUUGACGGUAUUGGAAAGAGCACCAUGGACAUUUCUAUCGACUCUUUGGCCAGACGUGGAAUCUUUAUUUCCUUUGGAAAUGCUUCCGGAGCCGUCCCUGCCUUCCCCGUUCUUCGAUUGAUUGGAAAGUCCGCCUAUGUUACCAGACCCAAGCUUUUGGACUACACUGUGAACCGCGAGGAGUUGGUCUGGAGAGCCGGAGAGAUCUUUGGAUGGCUCCAAGAGGGAAAGCUCAAUGUAUCUGUUGAUACUGAGUUCCCAUUGGAAGAAGCUGCCGAAGGACACAAGUACCUUGAGGCCGGAAAGAGUAAGGGAAAGGUUCUCUACAAGAUCUAA